This is a messenger RNA of Ricinus communis (castor bean), 1533 nucleotides long. Its product is annotated as UDP-glucosyltransferase 29-like. The record is from RefSeq and is a predicted model, not a curated record. NCBI's taxonomy places the organism in Eukaryota, Viridiplantae, Streptophyta, Magnoliopsida, Malpighiales, Euphorbiaceae. Gene Ontology annotation, molecular function: UDP-glycosyltransferase activity.
UGUAUAUAUUGGGCUGUUGCAAGUGAGAAAAUAUCAAAUCUAAUGGAGAGAAUGCACAAGAGAAGCAUUAGUAGUGUAUUAAUGUUUCCAUGGCUAGCUCAUGGACACAUAUCUCCUUUUCUAGAGCUAGCCAAGAAACUUGCCAAGAGAAAUUUCUAUGUCUACUUGUGUUCUACACCUGUAAACCUAGAUUCCAUUAAGCAAAAUCUAUCUCCUAAAUACUUACUUUCGAUCCAACUUGUUGAACUCCAUCUUCCAUCUUUGCCUGACCUUCCAUCUCACUGCCAUACUACAAAAGGGUUACCACCUCAUCUCAUGACAACUCUCAAGACAGCUUUUGAUAUGGCAACUCCUAACUUUUCCAACAUUCUUGAGACUUUAAGACCAGAUUUGCUUAUCUAUGAUUUUCUCCAACCAUGGGCUGCAGCUCUUGCUUUGUCUUUUGAUAUACCCGCUGUUCUCUUUUUAUGUAGCUCCAUGGCUAUGAGUACGUUUUGCAGGCAUUUCUCUGAAAAUUCAAGCGAUGAUCAUUUCCCUUUUCCGGAGAUCUAUCCUAAAUGGUGUUUGGAUAAGAAGGUGCUGGAAGUGUUAGAAUCGUCAUCAAACGAGAGAAAAGAUAAACAUAGGGUUAAUCAGUGUAUAGAGAGAUCUUAUCAUUUGAUUUUAGCGAAAACUUUUAGAGAACUUGAAGGAAAAUACAUUGAUUAUCUUUCUGUUAAAUUGAUGAAGAAGAUAGUUCCUGUAGGCCCUCUUGUUCAAGAAGACAAUAUCCCUAUCCAUGAAGAUGAGAAAAUGGAGGUUAUUCAAUGGCUUGAAAAGAAGGAACCUUCAUCAGCUGUAUUUGUUUCAUUUGGUAGUGAGUACUUUCUUUCCAGUGAAGAAAGAGAAGAGAUAGCUAAUGGGUUAGAGCUAAGCAAGGUAAAUUUCAUAUGGGUGGUUAGGUUUCCUGCUGGAGAGGAGAUAAAGCUAGAAGAUGCACUACCUAAAGGAUAUAUUGAAAGGGUUAAAGAGAAAGGGUUAAUUGUUGAGGGCUGGCUUCCACAGGCAAAAAUGUUAGGGCAUAGUAGCAUUGGAGGAUUUGUGAGUCAUUGUGGAUGGAGUUCUAUAAUGGAAAGUAUGAAAUUUGGAGUGCCAGUAAUAGCCAUGCCAAUGAAUCUUGAUCAACCAUUAAAUGCAAGGGUAGUAGAAGAGGCUGGUGUGGGUAUAGAGGUAAAUAGGAAUAUUAAGAGUGGAGAAGGGCUUGAUAGAGAAGAGAUAGCAAAAACAAUAAGAAAGGUAGUCUUGGAAAGUGGUGAAGAUGUGAGAAGAAAAGCUAGAGAAAUGAGUGAUAUCAUAAGAAAGAAAGAAGAGAAAGAGAUAGAUGAUGCUGUCUAUGAAUUAGUUAGCACUUGUGAUAUGAUAAUCAAACUAUAUUAAUUCAUAACAUCUAUGAGCUUAACCCAUAGAUAUAGAGAUGCCUUAAUAUGCAUGUUUAUUUCAUAACUUAAGCUUUGUACAGUGCAUCUUUUAAUACAAGUAAUGUUUUGAGCUUAA